Messenger RNA from Radiomyces spectabilis, 5585 nucleotides. RefSeq lists its product as uncharacterized. The record is from RefSeq and is a predicted model, not a curated record. The coding region runs from base 140 to 5347 and encodes 1735 amino acids. The transcript has 5 exons. Lineage: Eukaryota; Fungi; Mucoromycota; Mucoromycetes; Mucorales; Radiomycetaceae.
UUUGUUUCAUUGCGAGUUUGGACUUAUCGGCUUGCAUUUCUUGGUUAAAUCCCCGUCUUUUGUAAGGUCCGCCAAAAAAAUUGAGACUUGAUAUGCCUCGCCAUGCUCACUGUGGAAUCUCAGCUUAUCUGUUCCCAGCAUGUCGGCAGCGCCAAACGAUGCUUCCGUACAGCAUCGGUUCGUCCAUAUACACCAAGCAGUUGCGCUGGUACCCAAUGAAAUUGCCAAGUUAUGGAACGUUCUCGAGAGGCCCGAAGUACCGGCCAUUGCGGCAUCCAACGCUUGCGAUAAACUAAUCAACGCCAUUCAAGACGACCGAGCUUUAUUUCAAGAUAUUAUGCGACAUUUGCAAAAUUUAGCUUUCAUUAGUCAGUGUCGACUUCGAAUAAGUGUUCUUUUGCACGCGAUCACUCGACUGCUUACGCUUCACAUGACAGCUCGACAAUUGCACGAUGUUCCACUGGCACUGAGCUCUUCGUCGAAGGAAAUGAUCCAUCCGUUUGUGUUUCUUUUACAACAACGUCCGCAACUCUAUCCUAUGUUGUUGACCGAAAUUGAUACGAUGUUGGAGGAUAUGGAACCAUCAACAUUCAAGUCUUUUUUGGGAACGAUGGACUCCUUUUUCGACGCUGUGUUUCUACUCGAUUUUGAUACCGUCGAUUCAAAUGCUCUCCUCACCCGUUUGGGCUUGUGGAUGACGAGACAAGACAUUCCCGUGGAGCUUAUAUUUUAUCGUUUGUUGACCAUAUCACAGCGAUGUCCGUCUCAAUAUGCUUUCGAUCGCUAUCUGAGUGUCGUCGACGUUUUGAUGGGAGCCAUCUCCCCAACCGGUUCUGCUCGCAGUAUUUUAUCCGAGAAUCUCCCCUUCGUUGUAACCGAUCUACAAUAUCAACUGCUCUCGAAAGCUUACGACGCCGCCACCUAUGGUUAUCCCAUGAUCCCUUUCGUUCGACGACUACAUCAACUCCUGGCAUUACGCGAGUCCUUGGCUCAAACACCGACCACCGUGAAUAACUAUGUCUUAUGGUCCAGUCUCUCGUACUUUCUCUUCAGUGCACAGACCGUAGAUGAUCAGCUGAUAGUUUUACGCAUGAUGCGAACCAUAAUUAUGCACAUUGAUGGAUCCUUCCUACUGAUUGCCUUGUUGCCCUUGUUUCAAACACUUUCGGAACUGUCGGACGCGAAGAGCGAAUUCAAAGCGCUCGUAUUGGACCUUUUAUCCUUGAUCUCCAAAGGCAGCUCUUCUCUUCAGCAAUCAUCUUCAGAUCGGAUAUUAGAUGAUGUGAACGAGGAACUGGCCAACUAUCCUAUGGCGGGCGUGUUUGGACACAGUAUAUCGCAUUUUUUCGAUUUUUUCCAGCAAACUUUACUAGCUGCACCACAGCCUGUUGAAUUGCAUCCCACCAUGACGACCGUGUCGCAGCUGCAUGUUUUAUUGUAUAGUACGCCAUUUGUAUUCCAUGCCGACGCGUCCGUUCGCAAUUCGUAUCUAUCCCACCUCGUCCGCACGGCAUCUUUGAUCUCCGCUCCAUCGAGGAAGUUUCCGCUGCUAAUGCUGCUGAUGUAUUUAAUGCGUCAGCCUGUCUCCAGUAUCGACACCUUACUCCAUAUCCUUCAUCAAUCCAUUCCUGACCUCGUCGAUGUAAACGAUCCAAUCACCACUUCCAAAGCGCUGCAAGUUACGCUAUCCAUCGUACAAGGAGCACACGCAAUGAAAGGGCUUCAGACUGUACGCGAAACCACACUUGCCAGCAUUGGUGUCAAAGUGCUGACCAAAAUAUAUAUGCGGCAACCGCGUGUCUGGCAAGAAUUGAAGAAACUAUUAUCCGACUGGGUAUUGCGUCGAAAAUCAAGCAAAGGCAAAACCUGGAACAAGUUGGGUGGCAUCCAGAUGGAAAUCGCGAUGCUGACAAUUAUGCGUGAUCUUUGCCGGUUGCGGCCUACGGAAUGCGCUCAAGACAUUUUGCCUAUGGUGGUUUCCAUCCUUCAAACAUGUGAAGAUCUGAGCAUCGCAUCGCUUUCGUUGUUAAUGGAAACAAUGUGCGCUUGUAUUGAAGCAGGCAUGGCCGAGACCCGCUCUAUGUGGACAGUCGCCAUUAUGUAUAUCGCUCAAUACGCCAUGGACAUGGAUAACGCUGUUUCUUCGCUGUUAAUACAAAAGUUAUGCGAUUUCUUUGCACUUGUCGGUGAUAAAGACGAAGUGUCCGAGCCAUAUAUGGACUUUAAGGACGCUGUGCUCAAUCAUUAUAUUGUGCAUCUGAUACGACACCAAGACACCAAGAUCAAGGAAUGCGCUUUGCAUGCAUUGUCACAUUUCCCGGCACCGGAUAUUGCGACCCUUCUUCCUGAAAAGACCAAGCAAUUCAUGCAAGAGAUCCUUGAUUCUGACAAAAAUUCUGCAUACAGCGCGGUAUUAACAAAGUUGAUGUCGCAUGAGCUGGAUCAUAUGCGACGAGGCUUGUUCAAAGAGGAAGUGUCCCACAAAGCAACCGAAAAAGAGGAGACUCAGGUUCCUUCGGGUCGAUCCUCGAUUGGUCAGUCAGAGACUCACAUCAGCAACCAAUUUCUUAUGGCAUGGCAAAACUCCCGCAUUAUCCCCGGUCUACGAACAGGUUACGCAUUGGGAACAUUGCAUGUUGCUGGCACGGCCAUGGAUGAUGCAGCAGGCGCAAAUACAAAAGAGGUCUUGCUGAAAACCAAGUGGUAUCGAUUGAUGGUUUCUUCUCUGGCUGAUAUCGGCUUAACCGAUCAUUUGCUGAUCCGCGUUUCAUCUCUUGGUUCUUGGAUGGCGUUUUUCGGUCCGUGUCUGCUCGGCAAUCAAACGGAUCUUGAAGUCAAAGGCGAUCUGUUGAUGAAGGAUUUGUUAUCGCGCCUGAACAGCAGUACUGUUCCAGGAAUGACCAGCAAUAUAUUAUUGGCGAUUGCAGGUCUGGUUCUCACCUUGAAUAGAACUGUGCCUUCGUUUGCAGCCGCUGCAGCGAAACAAAUGGUGGAUAUUCUGAAGACCAAAUAUCUCAAGCCCUCUGGCUCCAAUGCUACACAGUUGAUGAGUGAUGAAGUACAGUUUGCCGCUCGAUUCUGUCUAGGACAUGUAGCUGUUUGUAUUAUCGCAAACGAAAAGAUUGCGACCGAAGUGUUAUCGACGCUCCUAGAAAAUGCCACCGAACCGGCCCCUCAACGAAAUAUCGACACGGCAGUGGAUCUUAUCCAGUUUGCUGAUGGCUACGCAGCAGGUCACUACUCGGCAGCCCUAGCGACCUGGCCCACCAAAACCGACGAUAUUGCCAACCUUGCGGAAAAUGCGACGCAAGUGUUGAUGGGUUACUUGGACGACACGGAGCAUGCAUCUGAAAGCAAAGUAUUGGGUAUAUGGCUGGGAUGGGCCUCCAAUAUGAAGACCAAUGACAUGAAGACGGUGUAUGAACGUGCAUGCAAAAUUCUGAAAGCGUACGGUGACGGUUCACGUAUCCAUAAACCCAUGAUUUUGGGCGCAUGUUGGGUAGCGGCUUAUGGUGUUGUCAAUGAAGACGGAAAGAUAGACGAAGAAACCGCAGGCUGUCUAGAUCACAUUAUGUCUGUGGUUUCCUCCGAUGCUAGCAUGGCUCAGCAUCAGCACCAUUUCAAUGUUCCGUGUGCCCGUCUUGCUCGCUUGCGACUGGGAACGGAUGAUUUGGAAAGUGAGGGGAAUGAAUAUUAUAGUGGUCUGUUGUUAUCCGAACUGCAAAGUGUUCAGUAUGAUGCACCGUCCGAUCCCCACCGUACAGCAGCUUUGUUUUCUAUUGGAAGUCUUUUGGGUGUAGACUAUCUCGCGACGACGUACGAUGCAGAAAGAUUAGCUGUCGAAGGCCAUAAAUACGAUGCCAAGACGCGUAAACCUGUUUUGCUGGAAUUAACAACGAUGGCCGGUUUGACUUACAGUGAAGAAAUUGGUCACUUGAAAAGCGGACGCAUUGCCGCUAUCAUUUGCGGUAAAAUCGUACAAGUAACGACAAUGAUGCAAGAAGCGCUUGAUCUGGCAGAUACGCAGGAAUCGUCUGGCGCAUCCGAUUCAACCAUGCUCGCUACAUCCUCCGAGCCAAAGAAUUAUGCACGUCUCAACAACAAUACGAGCUAUUUACGUGCCGUAUUUGAUACAGCCGGCAGAUUAUGUGAAGAAUCCAAAGCACGCACAUUGUCCCAAAAGGAUGUGGAAACCAUGGCGAACAUUCUACUUACAUCUUUGCGCAAGACGGCGGGACCUCUUCCGUCCGUAAACUGGUUCCGACUGUUGGCUGAUUUGUCGAGAAUUUCUGAGGACACGCAUCGACUCUGUAUUCUGUUUGCCAGCACACAUGCCGCCGCAUCGUUAUCGCUCAGCGAAUACCUUAUCUCUGAACUCAAUCACAGCAAAGACAUGAAGAAUGAAGACUUACAAGCGUUGUUGGUCAGCGAAGUAGGUCUGGGACGGGUGUUAAGCCUCAGUGGUCUCACGAGCAAAGAAGAUCUUGAACAAAGUGGUCCCAAACGCCGUGGUGUCGAUGCUGUGAUAAAGAUGGUCAGCAUCUCCUCGAUUCGUGUUCGUGAACUCUUUGAAUCCUAUUGCAAAAAAUUCAUGCAUUUACCACUCUCCGUGCAACAAGUCUUCCUCGAUACACUUAGCAACCAUUUAUCCGAUCCCGCUUCUCAUUUAGCCGACGACAACACUGCUGAAUAUGUACAGUCUCUAUGCGAUAUGACCUUAUACAACAUCACUCUCAAGCUUCUUGAAGAUAUGACUAUGAAUCUUAAUACCGAGGACUAUGCAAGUCUUGUCUCAAGGGCUAUUCAAUGUAGUAUUAUGGAUAUGGCUCAAUUGGUUCCAUCUGGUUUACAAGCGUGGCUGACCCCUGAUCAUGUGUUUGGCAAGGUGGUGGCGAUCAUGACGAUUUGCAAAUUGCGUCGCACGCAGCACAGUGUUCGAUGGAUUACAGAAACCUCCAGUCGCUUGUUUUCAAUGGAUAGCGUACCUUUGGUGGAUGAGAGUUGGAGUAUCAUCACCAGCACCAUCCAUGAAAGCUGUGCCACAAUAGAUGAUCGACUCUCUUGGGUUAUCCGAUUAUUGGAUGUAUUUAUCGUUCUUGGUAGCAGUGAGGACUCCAAUGAUGCUAUGACGCAUGGAUUCAAGGUCGGUCUUCGUCAAGUUCUCAAAGGCCUCUGGACUGGAUCCUUCACCACGAACAAAAACUGUGACGCGCUGCAAGUCGCGCUGACUGAUGUAACGUAUUGGUUACUGUGCGCUGUCCGAGACAGCGAAGAUCAACCGGAGCAGAAACAGGUAUGCGAUCCAUCAAUCUAUGCAUGCUUCCAAAUUCUGAUUUUCCUGCUUUAGAUUGUAAAACGCAUCAUGACGAUUUUUGAUUUGGAAAAUGAACAAGAUGAGAGUAUCAAGGAUCUACUAUUCCAGGUCAUACGAGACUCUCCAAAAGAGGCGAUUGGAACAGACACAUGGAAAAAAGUGAUCGGUAGUUAUGACUUUCAUUAUUAGAACUGCCAAAAAAGAAAAGCGCAGUUUAUUCAUAUAAUAAAAAUAUAUGCAUCCGAAUAAACUAGAGCAUCCUUUGUUGUAU